AUAUAUAUAUAUAUAUAUGUAUAUAUGUAUAUAUAUAUAUAGGGGUGCUUCUGAAGAAAGCAUCGCAGUUCUUCGGAGAACGUCUAUAGCUAUAAAAAUGAUGCGAUUUGUUAUACUUGGAACAUUGAUUGUUUUAUCUACGGCUCAGUUUCAAUCUACUAGAAGAAUUUUAGAAGCACCAAUCGCUGCGCUUUGUUCACAAAGGGUUAUUCAUGAACGUUUCAAUGGCAAAGGUUAUUACUAUUCAUGGGCUGAUCCAAGAACAAAUGGACAAGAACUUGAUUGGUUAGCAGGUAGAAAUUUCUGUAGGCAACGAUGUAUGGACCUUGUUUCCCUGGAGACUUCUGCCGAAAAUGAGUUUAUUAAAAGUCGCAUUGUGCAAAAUAAUGUGAAAUAUAUUUGGACAUCUGGUCGGCUUUGUGAUUUCAAAGGAUGCGAUAGACCUGAUCUUCAACCUCUUCAUAUUAAUGGUUGGUUCUGGACUGCAGAAUUACAAAAGCUUGCGCCUGCUAAUGAUCGCGCUAAUAAUGAUUGGUCCGAAAGUGGAGGUAUUGGAAAACCACAACCUGAUAAUCGUGAAGCUAUACAACAAGGAGGUGCACCAGAAAAUUGUUUAGCAGUAUUAAAUCAGUUUUAUAAUGAUGGAGUAAAUUGGCACGAUGUUGCUUGUCAUCAUAAGAAACCAUGGGUGUGUGAAGAUAAUGAUUCUUUACUGAGAUAUGUUCACUUCACCAAUCCUAAUAUUCGUACUUAAAAUAUGUAAGUAUGACACUACUAAACUGCGAAUUUUUAUGUAUUGAUGGGAAAUUUGAAACUCCAAAUUUGUACAGAAUGCACACAAUAUGACAGAAUAUAUAAAAUAUUCAAAGCACAGUGCUUUUCAUAUUAUUUGGUACAUAAAAGAAUUGUCAACCACGGUUUUAUUUUCUUCAUAAUAUUCUCAAAAAUUAUUUCCAGGUAAUUUGCAUAAAAAUCUGUAGCCUAUAUAUUAUUAUAAGUUAGAAAGAAUAAUAUAUAGUAUAUUGCACAAACAUUAAACAUUUAUUUCACAAACACGCACUCAUGAAC
Bombus huntii is the source of this 1068-nucleotide messenger RNA. RefSeq lists its product as uncharacterized. Bases 17 to 754 code for a protein of 245 amino acids. The record is from RefSeq and is a predicted model, not a curated record. Lineage: Eukaryota; Metazoa; Arthropoda; Insecta; Hymenoptera; Apidae. The transcript has 6 exons.